GAGAGUCCCUAGGAUAUGAUCUGAGAGAACAUGGUCAUCUGCAAUAUUAUGAUAAUGAUUCAGAUGUACCAAAUUCCCAAACUCUCUCGCAAAUAUCAACAUAUAGUGAUGAAAUGGAAACAACCUUGCAGAAUGCAAAUGAAGUAUUGAGAAUGGUAACUGGUGGAAAGGCAAGCCCUUUGCGUGCACAGCUUCGCACAGAUAUUUCAUCAGCAGGGGAAAGUACCAUACGUUACUAUAAAAGAAAAGCAGAGGAGUCUGUGGAUUCAGUUCUCAAUCUCAUAGCUCCUGGACAGUCUUCAAACUUGAAGCAGCUAAUUACAGAAUCAACCAAAGAGCCCUCAGAAGAUGAUCUCAUUAACACCAUCCUGAGAAUAUAUGAAGAAACAACAAACAAUCAACUAUGCAACCAAAUCCUAUCGGUGGUGUCCAAGAAAUUAACCAAAGAUGAAAUUAUGCAACGACUACCAGGAAUAACGAAAUACAAAAUAGAUCAAGCCAGACUUACAUCAACUUCAAUAACUGCCCUGGACAUGAAAGACAGAGAAAGAAGACCACGAGAAAAAAUGGAUGAAGAAAAGAUGCAACACGCUAUCAACUUCUUUUUUGAUCCUUGUUUCACUCAAAUUGUUUCCUACGGCACUAGGGAGCUGGAGUUUGAUACUGGGGAAAAGAUCAGAAUUCCAGAUGUCAUUCGAACUGUUUGUCAUGCACAGAUUGUACAAAUGUAUUUGGCUUUCUGUAAAGAAAAUGAAUUCAAACCUUUAGGAAAAAGUUCACUUUUCAAAAUUCUAAAAGCCUGUGCUGCCUCAAAGAGAAAAAAUCUUCAUGGGCUGGAUAAUACAGCUGCAGAUGGAGUAGAGGCUUUCCAGAGUCUCCAUACGUUUUUGAAUACAUUAAAGAAUCAUUCUCUGAUGUCCGCUGAAUUACACAAAGAACUAACAACAGCUUUAACUUCAAGUCGCAUCUACUUAAAAACAGACUAUAAACUCCAUAUUCAAGAAUCAGACCUAUGCGCAGAUCAUUGUAUUAACUGGAGUUUGAGCGACAGUAAUAAUGAAGAUUUUCAAAAUCCGUGUGACCAUUUCCAUUCCUUAAAGUGUGACAGAUGUGAACUUUUGAAAGAUGUCUGUACUGAAUUGCAUAAGAUUGUCAACAAAAUGGACAAUGGUAUAGACAAAGAUGAAUACACCAACAUCAUAUCAGAAGCUAUGAAGAAAAUUCUCAGGUGGAAAUCCCAUAUCAUACGAACAGUGAACCAAGAUAGGUAUCGCACGGAUGUAAUUGACCAUCUAGAUAAAAAUCAAUGUGUAUUAGUUAUGGAUUGGGCGAUGAAAUUUGUUCCACAGAGAUAUCGGGAAAAGCAAACAGAUUGGUUUGGUCAAAGAGGAAGAAAUUGGCACGUAAUUGUCUGCAUAUAUACGGCUGAAGAUGGAUCAAUUAGUCAUAGGACUUUCACUCAUGUGUUUGAUGGUGUCAAACAAGACUGGUUUUGCGUAGCAUCAUUGCUGGAAGAUGCGAUUUGUGCAAUAAAAGAUCAACUGCCACAUAUUCAAAAUAUAAGUCUACGUUCCGACAAUGCAGGAUGCUAUCAUUGUGGAUUACUGUGGCUCUGUUUACCAGAAAUCAGCAAAAAAACAGGAAUACAUAUCAAGGAGUACUGUUUUUCUGAAGCACAAGCUGGGAAGUCAUUUUGCGAUUCCAAGAUAGCACACAUGCGAACAAAAAUGAAAACCUGGGUGGCAAGCGGAAACAACAUUGUCACAGCCUCAGACAUGAAAACGGCUUUAGAUUCAGGGAAAGGUGUUGCUGGUUGUCAAAUUGCUGUAUGUGUUAUAGACACUUCCAAACAAACCAUGAAAACCCAUAAAUUAAAAGGUGUAAAUGAUUACAGCUAUGUGGGAUUCCAAAGAGAUGGGAUAAUUUUGAAAAAAGCAUACAAUAUUGGUAAAGGACAAUUCAUUUCCUAUGAAACACUGGACAAGUUAGCUUAUGGUAAACAAAAAUACCAUGAAUCAGGUUGUACAAUCAUAUCAGGAUUUAGUUUACCCUUAAGAUUAACUGGAAAAAUUGAAGGGCGACAAAAGUCAAUGAAUCAAGAGUUAUUUAGUGAAACAACUAAUAUUCAGGAGGCUGUUAAUAAUUCACCAAACUGCAUUGUAAAAGAAGAGGAACAUGUAGAUUCCUUCCCUACAACAUUUCACUGCACAGUUGAAGGAUGCGUAAGAAAAUUUGCUACUUUCAAAGGACUUGAAAAUCAUUUAUUAAUUGGCAAGCAUUCCCUGCAGCUACAGAAGGAGACAACAUUUGAUAAAAUCAAACACCAGUGGGUUAAACUGUGUAAUGAACUUGUGUUUUCAAGCAAAGUGAAGACCGUGUCAUUUGAGUGUAGUUCCAAUGACCUUCAAGUGAAUACUAUGGGAUGGGGUUUAAAGGAAAACAAGACAAUUUCAAGAUUUCCUGAAAGUGUCAAGAAUUUUCUUGUACGCAAGUUUGAAGAAGGUAAGACAACUGGGAAAAAAUGCAACCCUAUAGAAGUUGCUGAGGAUAUGAAAAGAAAGAAAGAUGUAAAUGGUGAACAUGUUUUCAAAGUUAAUCAGUGGUUAAACCCCACCCAAAUAACCUCAUUUUUUUCGCGCCUAGCCAGCAAAGAUCCACAAAUUCAUUUGUUGAAGACUGAAAUUGAUGAUGAUGAUUUGUUUGCUGCACUAGCUACCAUUGACGAGAAAAAUGUGAUUGAUAACAUUGAGUGAUUUAUAUCACAAUACUAUUUUGUAAUGCAACAUGAAAAUUUAUUACUUGUAUAUAUGAAGUGUUAGAUGAGAGGUCAAAGGUCAAAAUUGUUCAUUCAGUGGAAGAGCU
Molecule: messenger RNA, 2862 nt
Organism: Saccostrea cuccullata (small rock oyster)
Lineage: Eukaryota; Metazoa; Mollusca; Bivalvia; Ostreida; Ostreidae
Exons: 5
Coding region: 114-2753 (879 amino acids)
Source: RefSeq, a predicted model, not a curated record